Ooceraea biroi (clonal raider ant) is the source of this 1740-nucleotide messenger RNA. Its product is annotated as transmembrane protein 185A. NCBI's taxonomy places the organism in Eukaryota, Metazoa, Arthropoda, Insecta, Hymenoptera, Formicidae. The record is from RefSeq and is a predicted model, not a curated record.
UAAUUUGGUAUAAGUAAACUUAUUCAAUUAUAUAAGAUGAACAAACAUUUACGGAAAGAAAUUGUGAAAAUACGAAAGAGUGAGGGAGUGUAAUCGAAAAAGUAGAGGAAAUCCAAGUCAUUCUAUGACUAUUAGCUAACUUCAGUAUGCUCGAAAUUAGGUGUGAGAAAUUAUGAUUUAUUCUUUUUCAGAAACAAAUGAUGAGUCAUCUGCUUUCGUUGUCUUGUGAUAAUGUUUAUGGUAAACAAAAUCAUGAAUUCACUGUAGUAUGCAUCUCCAUUCGAUAAGCCGAAUAAAUUGCAUAAAGGUUUUUUCCGAUUAAUUGGCCUUCAUAUAUAACCCCACAAAUAAUUAUGAACUUACAAACGCUUUUUCAAGACUUCAAUCCAAGUAAAUUUCUGGUCCACUCUUGUUUAAUGAUAUUUACAUCUCUAUUCGCUCUUCGAUUGGAUGGUUUCAUAGAAUGGAGUUAUUGGUCGAUAUUUAGUCCGAUAUGGUUUUGGAAAGGUAUGGUAAUCUUAGGAGCUAUAAUUGGAAGUUACGUUUGGUGGAGACAUCCGCACGCCAGAUUGGAAGGAGAUGCUUAUGUACAUUACAAAGCAAUGUUGAUUACUCUGGCAUUACAUUUGAUUCUAUUAAUGUUCGAAUUAUUAGUAUGUGAUAAACUAGAAUCCGAAAGACAUUUAUGGAUACUCGUGUUUAUACCUUUAAUAUUUAUCUCCAUAGUAUCAAUUGCAGUUUGCAUAUGGGCUGUAAAACAUGAUCGAUCUUUUGAACUCGAGUUAUUUUGUGCAGUCAAUGUAUUGCAAUUUAUUUUUUUGGCAUUGAGAUUAGAUGGUUUUAUAACAUGGAGUUGGGAAGUUGUAUUUGUGCCACUAUGGGCACUUCUUUGCUUAUCCUUAGUAGCUGUCUUAUACGUGAUAGUAUUUGCUGCUGUUUUAUUGAGAACACCACAGAUCAAUGCUCGCCAGAGGCGGACCUCUUUAAAUUCAGCAUUAGCAUAUACAUUUCUCGUUGUUCCCAUUUUAAUAUUCCAGGUGUUACUAGCAAAUAAAUUGGAUGGAGAUAUCAAAAUAAAUUAUACAACAGUGGCAAUGCCAUUACUCGUAUCACAUGUCACUCUUAUUUUUAUGUCCUUUGGGGCAAAAGGUGGAAAUAAAUGGUGGUUUGGUAUCAGAAAAGAUUUUUGUCACUUCCUGUUAGGUUUGUGCCCAUUACUUCAAGAAUAUGGUAAUAUUUCAUACCAACCAAGGGAUGAACAAGAUCAACCACCAUGUGAACCAAUGAUUACGGAAAAGAAUGAGAAACUUGUCAAAAAAAUCGACCUAAUGAAACCUGUCGUGCCUAUAAUCUCCAUAGAUAUGCCUGACUGAUUGGCUGGAAGCAGGAUUAGUUUGGAAAUUAAACGUGUUAUUUUUAAUGCAUUUGGCGUAUACAGAGGCCAAAUAUCUGAUCUAAAAUAGGCCUUAUUAAGCAAAAAGCUAUUGAAUUCAGUGGACAUAUGUGUCGGCUGGAAUACAAGACUGAGUACCUCGCAUCUAUAGAAUAAUAAAUCAUUAGGACAAAAACUGAAGAAAGAAAAUAUGAAAAAUCAUAGGAUGACUCUAGACGAACUAUGUUACGCUGUUAAUGUUGUUAUUAUAAUAUUAAAUGCCUAAUCAUUUAUUACCUUAUAAUGUAGAAAAAUAAUGUAUACAGAUUGUUAUAUCACAAUAACAUUAUAACAUACGAUACUAUAAA